AAAUGAUGUUAACACUCGGUAUGUACUACGAAUCUUACAUACACAAAGCUCCAAGGAGGGUUGCAUCAGUGACGGGCAUUGAAUGGGUAACAGAAACAUUAUCAAAUCCGACCUCUUGUUAUAACAUGUUUAGGAUGAGUUGCCCAUUAUUUAAUCAACUUCAUGAUCUAUUAGUUGACUCAUAUGGUUUGAGAGCCACUCGAGAUAUGUCAACAGUGGAGGCCUUAGGAAUGUUCCUAUGGAUAUUAGGUGCACCGCAGUCACUUAGGCAAGUUGAGGAUCGAUUUGUGAGGUCGUUGGAGACAAUAAGCCGUACGUUCGACAAAGUGUUAGGCACUGUUCUUAAGCUAGCAGUACAUAAUAUUAGGCCACAGGACCCUGAAUUUAAGACGGUGCACAAGAGAUUACUCAACCCUCGGUUUGCUCCGUAUUUCAACAACUGUAUUGGAGCUAUUGAUGGGACACACGUUCCAGUCGUGGUGCCAAGUGAAAAGGUCAUGCAAUAUACAAACAGGCACGGGUAUACCUCACAGAAUGUGUUAGCUAUUUGUGACUUCGACAUGAGGUUUACAUUUGUUGUUAGUGGAUGGCCAGGAUCGGUCCAUGAUAUGAGAGUGUUCAGUGAUGUCAUAGAAAAAUACGGUGACAAGUUUCCACAUCCUCCUACAGGCAAGUUUUACCUUGUUGAUUCGGGGUAUCCAAACCGUCCCGGUUACCUAUCACCUUACAAGGGUACGAAGUACCAUCUACCGGAGUUUCGUAAUGGUCCAAUGCCCAGAGGUAUGCAAGAGACCUUUAAUUAUGCACAUUCAUCCCUUAGAAAUGUUAUCGAGAGGUCAUUCGGAGUUUUGAAGAUGAAGUGGAGGAUACUGAUGGGUAUACCAAGUUUUCCAAUGCACAAGCAAAGCAAAAUUAUUGUGGCUUGCAUGGCAAUUCACAAUUUUAUCCGAGAGAAUAGUGUUGCCGAUAGGGAAUUUGAUUUGUACGAUUGUGAUGAAAAUGGUGUCCCAAUGCCCGGAACUUCAAACCGCGGAGGAGGUGAGACAAGUACCCAAGUAGAAGAAGAAGAUAGCAACAUGAAUGCAUUUCGAGAUGAAAUAGCUCAUGCCUUGUACAAUAGGUCUAGAUAAAUUGAUUUCAAUGUUGUAAUGAUAAUGUAUUUGUAGUUUAAUUUUGGAGUUGUUGGACAUUGUAAUAGACAUAAAAUUCCCUUCUUAUGCACUGGUGUAUGACUGAAA
This is a messenger RNA of Setaria italica (foxtail millet), 1238 nucleotides long. Its product is annotated as protein ALP1-like. The record is from RefSeq and is a predicted model, not a curated record. NCBI's taxonomy places the organism in Eukaryota, Viridiplantae, Streptophyta, Magnoliopsida, Poales, Poaceae. The transcript has 2 exons. The coding region runs from base 3 to 1130 and encodes 375 amino acids.